AUGGAGCAGUUGUCGGCCCCAUCCAGCAGUGAACAGAAUGUGCAGAGACUGGCUGCUAAAAGUUCUUAUGCUGCCGACAUUCUCAAAAAUGUCGUUGCAAUGGCAGAGGAUUGGCAAAAGAUAUAUAAGAAGGUCAACCGCUACAUGCAACAGGUGAAACUAAUUGUCACCUGGAAACGAGGAUGUGCAGCCUUGAAGAUGGUGGGGUCGGCAAGCAAAACUGUCGGGAGUGUUCUGGUAGUGGCAGCCCCUCUACAUCCAAAGUUGAGACUGGCAGUGAAAGUUGGGCACAAACUGUGGAAGUUGGGUGCUGGUCUGAAAAUCCUCACUGCUGUAGGAAAUAUGUUGAGAGAUCUCUGGCAGGCCGGAUGCAGACAGUCUGUGCUAGAGUUUGUGACAGCAACUGCUCUGUUGACUCGUAACUUGGGUGUCUUCGGUGAACUGAUUCGGGAUCUACAAGACUGUGUACAGCCCUUCUGCAGCAGCAACAUUACCCAGACUUCAGACCAAGUGCUCAGUCUCUUGAAGCCAUUUGUCCCCCAGGAUCAGCUGCAGUAUGUCACACACGUUGUCAAUAUCAUCUUCCACAGCAACAGUUACUCCCCUUUGUUUGACCUUAUUCUAACCUCCCCUGACCUGGGCGGCGAGAGAUCAAACACUGUUCAGCUUCUGCAAGAGAUAGAAUCCUUCAGGUUCACAGAAUUUGUCCAACAGGGCGGCAGCCAUUUUCUUGUGGCCAUUGGAAGUUUUCUUCAUGUCAGUCGUGAGCUCUUGGACUUUCUGGAUGGCUUUCAGAAAGUCACGGAGCAAGAUUGUAGGUUUCUGUACGAAUGUUUAACCAGGUUUAACCAGGAGUCUCUGGGUGUCCUGCAGGCAGCCACAGUAUUGACCCACUUGGGUCACGUCAGAGCACAACACGUCUCUCCUGUUAUCAAGUUUUCCCAUCACAGUAGCACUCAUCCGCAACCACACAACAGCAGCACCCACCCAAACAACAGUAGCAAUCACCCACACAACAGUAGCACUCAUCCGCAAACACACAACAGUAGCAAUCACCCACACAACAGUAGCACUCAUCCACAUAAUAUUAGUACCACAUAA
Candidula unifasciata is the source of this 1101-nucleotide messenger RNA. The record is from the annotation of a GenBank genome assembly. NCBI's taxonomy places the organism in Eukaryota, Metazoa, Mollusca, Gastropoda, Stylommatophora, Geomitridae.